Molecule: messenger RNA, 213 nt
Organism: Ascochyta rabiei
Lineage: Eukaryota; Fungi; Ascomycota; Dothideomycetes; Pleosporales; Didymellaceae
Exons: 1
Coding region: 1-213 (70 amino acids)
Source: RefSeq, a predicted model, not a curated record
AUGGCCUGGGAAUUUCUCGCCCCGAUCCUUACACCAACUGCGCUUCGCUCAGUCCAAGCGGACGCUCGACCACUGCUCACUCUACUCCUCGCCAUCAUCGGUCUAUCCACCUUCGUCGGUGUCUGCUUCUACAUCAGCUUCGUCACAGGAAAAGCGUAUCCCAAGAAGAAGGUGGAAAAGAAGGGCGGGUUUUUGGGCUUCGGCAAGAAAUGA